AUGUGUAACAUUACUGCAACAAGGAAAAUGUACUUGAAUGGAUGUAAAAACAGAAUACUCGAUUCUUCGCCUUCUGAUGUUGCAUAUACCCGAUCACACAAAAAAUACUUCCUUCAAAAUUGUACUAAUUAUCCCACCGGAUGUUUGGACGAUUUUUAUGGACAUAAAAGGUAUAGUACAACGCAAUUUCUCGAAUUACAAAAGAUAGAUAAUUCAAAUGAUUCAUUUGGAGCACUGGAAAUCUAUGGGAAUAACAAAGAAGAAAUUAACAGGAUAUUUCUCGGUAACGAAACAAAUAUUUUGCUCUAUGUAGCAGCAUUUGCCACUGGCUUUCUCGUGGUAAUCACAUGCUUAUGCUUAUUUAUCUAUCUAAAGUCUACCCUUUCAAAAUUCAAUUUUUACAGUAGUAGAUGUUUACAGGGAAUUGAUGAGUUCAACCUGAGAGAACAUAGCUUUGAAGUUAUAAAUGGUUAUAAUUUAGCGGAGCUGCACUCUAAAAAUCCACAUCUAACAAAGAUAGAUGACUAUAUUUGUGAGGUAGAAAUAAGAUCUAGCAAAAACAAGUUCUGUGAAGACCAAGAGGAUUUAAAUCAUGAAGUAAGUGGCUCAGAUAAUGAAGGAGCAAAGAAUAUUAUUGACGAACUAUUUAAUAAAAUUGAGCAUAUCCAAUGA
Theileria equi strain WA is the source of this 672-nucleotide messenger RNA. RefSeq lists its product as hypothetical. Lineage: Eukaryota; Apicomplexa; Aconoidasida; Piroplasmida; Theileriidae. The transcript has a single exon. The record is from RefSeq and is a predicted model, not a curated record. Bases 1 to 672 code for a protein of 223 amino acids.